Messenger RNA from Perca fluviatilis (European perch), 1184 nucleotides. RefSeq lists its product as uncharacterized. NCBI's taxonomy places the organism in Eukaryota, Metazoa, Chordata, Actinopteri, Perciformes, Percidae. Bases 63 to 1127 code for a protein of 354 amino acids. The record is from RefSeq and is a predicted model, not a curated record. The transcript is spliced from 6 exons.
UGACAAUUCAGAGUUCACUUUCAGCAUCUUUGUUCUCGUCUAGUGGCAGUGGGAUAUCGGCCAUGACUUCUACCAUGAUUUCUGCUCUGAUGGUUUGGGUUUGUAUCUGUUUAACACUAGCCCAGCUUAACAACGCAGGAGGUCACCGAGACGCACACGGAAGGUUGGCCGGCCAGGACGAGCUUUCUGACGGCAACAAGCAGCAGUUUGAGGCGGGUUCAGAAGACGCGGCCGACCGAAGCACCCCAGCGCCGGUUUGGAGUUUCCUCAAAGGGACUGGAAAAGCUCCAGGAAUAUCCGACUUUAACCAGCCACAGUUCCGCUGCAGUAAUGGAGCACUUACCCUGCGCUUUUCACCCACCCGAUACACCAAUCUGAAUCUGGAAGAUGGGACUCCGUUGUUGUCGCUACCUGACCGGUGUCACGGUUCCAUUCAUGUCUACAGGCAGUAUCUGCUGGUAAAGCUUCCCUAUACUGGCUGCUACACAGCAACACAGGCUGAAGAGGGCAAAUACCCAUUGCAACUGCAUUAUUUUGACAAUCUGCUGCAGAAGAACAUGGUAGGCAUGGCUGUCUGUGAGAAUCCAGAAAUGUCCCCACUGGUGACUUGUGGAACAACAAGUAUCACUGUGAAGCUGCCUCAUGAAACAAAACUAAAGGAGGUUAAAGAGCUUGAUUAUUUCGUUAAUGAAGCCUACUCUGUGAGACAACAGAAGACCCCCAAUGCUUUGUUUGUCGAAAUAUCAAAGUUGCCAGACCAGGAUUCUGGAUUUGAACUAGUUUAUUUGGAUUCUACUGGGAAACUGUGCACAAAGCUGGCAAUUUGUUACCAAGAAAAGUUGAGCCAUCGUGUCAAGAGAGCGCCAGAGGAACCAGACUUUGAAGAUACUCCCGUUGAACCAUUUGCUCUGGUGCGCUCGAGGAAGUACGCUCCAUUGAUACAAUCAACAGGAACUCAAGCUCCUAACUCAGAAAUGGAAGGUGAUAGUACAGAAUUGUUUGAAUUGUGGGGAAUUGAAGACAUUCCUGACGUGGUUUACGAUGAGAUUACUACCCCGACCGCCCCCACGAUCACAACCACCAACUCAACCAAGACCACAGUUGCCUCCCCCACAAGUUGUCCAUAGUGUGCAGCUGAAUGUUUUAAUGUUAGUUAAUAAAAUAUUGAAUACAUAAAAAAUUAA